Messenger RNA from Zygotorulaspora mrakii, 177 nucleotides. RefSeq names its product snoRNP complex protein NOP10 (gene NOP10). The record is from RefSeq and is a predicted model, not a curated record. NCBI's taxonomy places the organism in Eukaryota, Fungi, Ascomycota, Saccharomycetes, Saccharomycetales, Saccharomycetaceae. The coding region runs from base 1 to 177 and encodes 58 amino acids. Gene Ontology annotation, molecular function: box H/ACA snoRNA binding; telomerase RNA binding. The transcript has a single exon. Gene Ontology annotation, cellular component: box H/ACA snoRNP complex; box H/ACA telomerase RNP complex. Gene Ontology annotation, biological process: snRNA pseudouridine synthesis; positive regulation of telomerase RNA localization to Cajal body; ribosome biogenesis.
AUGCAUCUGAUGUUCACUUUGGGGCCAGAUGGCAAGAGGAUCUAUACUUUGAAGAAGACCACCGCUGAAGGUGAAAUCACAAAAUCUGCUCACCCAGCAAGAUUCUCACCUGACGACAAGUACUCCAGACAGAGAGUAACUUUGAAGAAGAGAUUCGGCUUAUUGCCUACCCAAUAG